UUUGAAUUCAUCCAUUCCCAAUCCCUUGGUUUUGUAUUCUAAAUAGUAUUUGGACAACUUAAACAUUUCUUUUGAGUCUUUUCUGUCAUAUUAUGGCAUCCUAGAAGUUGGGUUCUAAUAGUAUAGAUUAUUCAGAGGACAUGGAUGACUUUGAUCAAUUCAGAGAACAGCCGAAGUCGAUUGGCAGCAAUAAAAGAUCUGGAAGAGGAAAGCCUGCCUCAAAUAUGUAUUCUGAGAACUUCAAUGAGUUCAACAAUAGACACUACAAAUAACAAAAAUGCUAACCAGGAAGAUAGUGAACUUGAUAGCGAUAAUAGAAACCAUGCUGACAAGUACUCAGAUCAAUUUUCAGAAGGCAAAGAUCACUUACGUCCUAAUGGCCCUAGCAGUCAAAACUCAGAGCCAGAUGAUUCUAGUGGAAGGAAAGAGAAGAUUAUAGGUCUUGGAGAUACUGAUAGCAGUGAUCUGUCAGAUGGACCACAAAGAGUUGAGCAACCACAAAGAAAUGACUACCAAAAUUAUUCAGAGGAUUAUUCAGAUGACUAUCAAAGUAAUCCUCAGAUGAUGAAAAAGCCAAUUGAUUCUGAUGGCCAAGACUCUGCAGGCUUUGGGCAAGGAUAUAUAGAUUCUCAACAACAUAGAGAAAUCUUUGAAGAUGAUGGGAAUGAUGGGUUUCAGCAAUAUUCAUCAAACAAUGAAAAUAGGAUGAACCAAGCUCAAGAUUCAGAAAGGUUCGAUAAAGAUUCAGAGGGUUAUUCUAUGGACCAUCACCAAAACCAGAUCGACGAACAAGAGGAUUAUAAGUACCAUAAGCAAUCUUCUCAAGAAAAUAUCAGAGACAUUGGAGAUUUAAUGAAACUUGACCAGGAAAGUCAACCUCCUGAGGAUUCAGAAUAUUCAGAGGAAGGGCAAGGUAUUAAGUUUAUUCAAGACAACAAUCAGCAAAAUUACAGUCAACCUGAUUCAGAUAAUUAUACCAGUGAGGCUGAUGAAAAUGAGCAAAAUGGAAUCCAGUUUAUCGAAGAUAAUAAGAAUUAUAAUAUGAAUGGUGCCAUUCAAGGCCUCUCUGAAUCUGAAGGGCAUCCAGAUGAUCAAUCUGAUAAGGCUGAUGAAAAAUCUGAAGGCGGGUUAGGAAAUAUCCAUGGAAUUAGCGAUCUUCCCUCUUCUAAUAAAUCUUCUAAAAAUGUGAAAGAGUCUUCAGAGAGUCAAAAGUCUAGUGAUAGUGCUAAGCCAGGUUAUGCUAAGAAAUUUACAGGCAAAAUAAUGGGGCUUGAUAGUGAUGAAGAUGAUUCUGACCAGAAGCCUCCUAAAUCUUCAGUUUUAGAGGAGGAUAACCCUCCUCCUCCCGAUUCUGAUGCAAAAUAUUCUGAUGAAUACUUUGACCAAGAUGAAGAUUAUCUUGAGCCAGAGAAUAAAGACUAUGUUCAAGAACUUCCAGAGAGGUCAGACCUUGAGCCUCAAUCAGAGGAAAACUAUGAAGAAGAUGAUUUCAUCAAUGAAGAAGCCCUUGGCAUCGAAGUUAUUGAAGAUGAGGAGGAUGAUGAUGACUAUUCAGAUGAUAACUUUGAGAAAGCUCUUGAAGAUGCAGAGCCUAUUAAGAGGAGUACAGCCAGUGCUUCAAAUCGUCCCUUUUCGAAAAAAUAUAUAAAUACUCCUGGUAGUAGCCGUAAUUUAGACAGCUCAAAGAUCGAUUUGAAGUACAAAAUUCAAGAGUCAAAGGAAUUUGAGGAAGAAAGUCCCAGAGAAUUAAUCGAUGAAAAGAAAAUCACAGAAGACCCUCUUCAAGAGAACAUCAAAGAUACUCUUCAGCCUAGCGAAGAGGUUAAAAAUACAAUUGAGGUAAUCAAAAAAGAGAAGAAAAAGAAGAAACCUAAAGAAAAAUCUCAGAAAGUUAGCACAAUUGAGAAGCAAGUAGUUGAUGAGAAACCUACAAAAGAAUUAAAGAAAUCUCCUCUAAAGAGUAAACCAAAGGAGCCUAAGAUAUCAAAGGAUGAGGCACCCAAAGUUGAAAAGAAGAAAGUUAAAGACAAAAUUCCAAAGGUGAGGAAUUCUAUGCAAGGGAAGUUAAAAGCAAGUCCAAAGUUGAAGAAUAAACCAAAAGCAUUGGUCAACAAGAAAGCAUCUCCAGAGAGCACGAGGCUUAAGGAGCAAAGGAAGAAGAGUUUAAUGACUCAUAUUGUCAAACCAAAGAGAAGAAGGAUUCUUAAAGUGAAGAGUUCAGAUAAAACAAGGAAGAGAAAGUCUCCUCAGAAUUUUGAAGUUGCUCAGACUGAUAACCAGCCAGAUUCUCCUAGUGAGAGUGGAAGUAGUAUUAAUUCACAGAAGAACAAGUCUAAUCUUGAUCAGCUUAAGAAGGAUCUUGACGAAGAAUCUGGCAAGAAGGGUUUUUUGAUAAGAAUGAACAUUGAAAGCAAAAAUCUCAAGAAGAUUGAUAAAGAAUGAAUAACACAUGGCUUUAGAUUCAGACCUUCUAAUAAAAUAAACAGAAAAUCAUCCCAGAAAAUUGGGAAAUCUAGUAAAAGAAAUACUCAAAAGCAUGGUCUGUAUAACAGGAACAGAGGGCUAUUGAAGGCAUCAAAUAGAGGACACAGUUCUCUCAAUAGGAACCACUGAGGAAUUAGGAAGAAUAAAAUGGCUAAGAAUAAAGGAAGAAUGCUUAUAUCUAGAGCUAAAGAUAGAGAUCAGACAGAUAAGAAAUUUUUAGCUCUUAGUCAACAGAUCGUUGCAUCUGAUCAGGAGGAAAGAGUGAAUACGGAAGGGAUUCCAACAAUUCCUGCAGAUAGCUAUCAGAAUAGGCCUUUUACAACUGCAUAUGGCCAAAGGACUCUAAAUAGUGCUCAUCCAAACAAUUACUCAAAUGGGAGAUUGAUGACUAGGCAGCAGAAGUUUAGAAAUAAGCGAAGCCCCCACUCUAUUGAAAAAGGGAGGUUCCGUGGAGCCCAGAAGAUGAACCGUUCUGACCGUCUCGCCUCCUUAGAUACCUUUAAAACUAAGAAAUACUCAUCUAACCAAGCUGUGUAUCGGGAGAAUGAUGUUAGAGGACUUAAAAUUGCAGACUACUUUAAAGGGAUGAACAGACUGAAUAGGUAUGUGAUUAAAUCAAAAGAAAGGUUCCGCCGGGCCCAUCAUCAAGGGUUUUAUAAGAAAAAGAAUACUCUUAUUAGUUCAUACAAAUAAGUCUUUAUUGAACGUCAGAGAAAUUUUUGAUUUUGUGCAAAGACAAGCACAAAACAUACAGGUUGAAGAUGCUGAUACAGAAGCAAUAGUGGUUCAUGAAAAGAAUAAGAAAGAUGAUCACCUCAACGAAAAGGCAAAGUGGAAGAUCAUAAUGGACUAUAUGAAGAAGAAUCCAAAGACUCUAGUAGAUGCUCUUCCAGACCCUGAAGGAGAAGUCCACCAUACAAUGUACAUUCCUGCCUACGAACCAAUGCCAGAGCAGACCAAUUCUCCGGUGGAAAUGAACAUUGCGAAUAUUUCAGAAUUAGCCGGGCCUAAGUUUGGUAACUCUUCAGAAGCAAAUCUUUACCAGAACAAUGAGAAGGAUGCGUUGAGUCUGAACUCUCAGGACAGGAAGUCCUACGACCACAAGAUCGAUAACAUUCAUAUUGUGGCCAAGCAAAACAGACUCCAUGAUUAUGAAGCAGCUCAUGAGUAGGUACUAAAGUCGGCCUAUGAUAGUGCAA
Messenger RNA from Moneuplotes crassus, 3683 nucleotides. NCBI's taxonomy places the organism in Eukaryota, Ciliophora, Spirotrichea, Euplotida, Euplotidae. The record is from the annotation of a GenBank genome assembly.